GCUCGGCGCGAGGCCAGUCCGAGAACGCGACCCUAACACUAACAUCCGGUGUAUUCUAAGAGAGCGAGAGCGAGCGAGAGAGAGAGAGAGAGGGAGAGGGUGACGAGAAUCGGAAACGGAAACGACUGACUGCUUGAUCGCAGUACAAUCGACUGCGCAUCGCCAGUACAAUUGGCACGCUAACAUGAAGAUCGUCCUGUUGCUCUUCGUCGUCGCGGCCUUCGCCUCAGCCCAGAGAAUCACAACGAUUCAGCUCGAUGGCAUACAGUAUUUCGUCUCGCGGAUGAAUCCCUACAGUCCGGAACUCAACUACUUCCUGGCGUAUCAGUAUUGCCGCUCGCUGGGUCUUCAAUUGGCGUCCUUCGAAACGAAGGAGAAGGCCGACACGAUGACGCAAUAUCUGAAAAACGCCGGUUACACGAAAUACGACUUUUGGACCUCCGGCAACAAAUUGGGCACCGACAUGUUUCUGUGGAUGAGCACGGGAUUGCCGUUCAAUGUCACCUUCGACUACAUGCUGAAGCGACCUGGCAACAGACCCGCCGACGUGCCGCCCGGCACCGAACCACAAAGGGUGGCACGUGAAAGUGGCGACAGCGGCAGCGCAGACGGAUGCGUCGCGAUGAUUGCACCUACGUUAGCUUGGGAGGCGCAAGAUUGCACCCUCGUGAAGGACUUUAUCUGCGAGCAAACAAGAUGCUACUACUACAACUACGGCAGUAUUCCAGUCUCCGCGACUCAGGGAAAUCACAGGCCCUACAUCACGACCACCUCGGCGCCAGCCAGCGACGACCAAGCGAGUGAUCGCGAAGACACCAGCAGCAACAUCGAGGAUAUCCAUCCGGGUGGCGACGCCCAGGACGAGCAGGCGACACCAUCGGAAAUCGAGAAACUAUCAGAGGACCCGGUCGUCAGCAGGCUGAUCACCACGGCCGCUCCCGCAUCUGGCAAUCAGCAACAGCAACAACAGCAGCAACACGCCGCUGGAGCAGCGUCGUCGCCGUUCGACGACGGUCACGAGCACGAGCGCUCGGCCGUCGGCGACGUGGACGACACUCGACCGGAGCACAUCCCGGAUAUCGCGAGCCUGUUCACCGAACACGCCGCCGUGGCGUCCCAAGCGCGCAAAGACAGCGUCUUCGACGGUCUCGAGACCCGCGAGAUUCUGCGGCCAUCGGCGUCUCGCCCGGUCGUCUCCUCCUCCUCCUCAUCGUCGGAGAUGAGGAUGGAGCAUCGCGAGUCCCCCGAUUACGGCGACCUGGCCGCGGAGACCGAGCUGCCCAACAACGGUCUCGAGGACGCUCACACGAUCGGACCCUACGACAGCGUGCAGGAUUACGUCAACGACCAGCCGGCGGCGGACGCGACGAUGAUGAAGGACCAGGACGACGACAGUAGCACGAUCCUGCCAGAGGCGGAACCGGCCUACAGGUACAACAUCAAAGUGCGCACCAACGGCAAAGUAUUAGACCCUCCGUCCAAGUAAACGCUUCACUUCCUUCCUAGACAACGUCGCGUUAUCUAGCGUCGUAUAAGUGACAGACACAUAUGCAAACACUCAUAUACACGUAUACAUACACACAGAUCGACAUUCUUGAGGAAAACUAGGUAUAUAUAUACAUAUGUAUAUCUCUCACGAAUUCGUUUCGUGACACGAGCGGCGAACUGUCGCCGUUUAGCUCUAACUUAAGAUGUACACUUCCCCUUUCGAUACAAUGCUCGAUAGUUUUGGAUCAGAGAAAGAGGCACGAUUUAAACUGGCUUUCUCGGUCGGCGGCAGGCAGAAAUGAAUGAUUUCGGAUCAUCCGGUUAGAAUUGUUCGGCGCUUUGAAACGAACGCGGCGAAGCUUGAAAAAAUGAUAAUCUUGUUGAAGAAAAGAAAGAAGCCGCGGUUAAUUAAUCGAAAGGACGAAUUGUUCUCCUGCCGACGUUACUCGACAAGCUAUACAUUUUUUUCACAAGGGCAUUUACACGAUUAUUUAGUUCAUCCUGAAUCAUUGAUGACGCCGGCGGACGAAUCUAUUUUAUCAUCGUCAUUUAGUCUUCAUUUCAAGUUUAUCAUCUCUAAUUAAUUCUCUCAGUAUUCAAUGUCAUUAAAUAUUAAUAUUAAGAUUCAGAAAAAUUAAAAAAAAAGAAAAUGCGAAUUUACAAUCGACAUUUAAUUACCAGCACGUCCGCCAGCGUCUUAUAUCUUCAUAAGGAAAUAAUCAUCAUCAUAUUUAACGUAUAUCUAUACGUCUGCAAGACGAAACGUUCGAUAAUCCAACUCUUCCCGAUAUUCUCGAGACGAUGGAUGUUAAAAAGACCACGAAUGUCAGUCUUUUUUUAACGUUUCGGUCAUUCAGACGUAUGAUUAUUCGCGUACGUAGUUUCGUCAACGUGAAAUGUUGUUCUCUAACUGCUACGGUAAGUCACUUCCACAUUAAUUAUGCGUACAACGGCGCGAAUGUGCGACUUGUAUAACUGAACUUUAAUAAAGGUACAAUUACAAUCUUA
Messenger RNA from Nylanderia fulva, 2496 nucleotides. It is a transcript of the gene nw, whose product is annotated as narrow. The record is from RefSeq and is a predicted model, not a curated record. Lineage: Eukaryota; Metazoa; Arthropoda; Insecta; Hymenoptera; Formicidae.